AACGCGUAACGGGAAAUUAAAACGGAAAAACAAAAAUAGUUGAGAGAAAAUUGUAAUAGAUUAAACCAUAAGAAUAGAGUACAAAAACUAAACGUUACAAUUUAAAUUAAUAAAACCACCUGUUUAUGCAAACAAACAAACAAACAAAAAUAUGAGGAAAAUUAAAAACAACAACAAGUGUUAAUUAAUUCAUUUAUUAAAUAAUAAGAUUAAAUCAGUGACAACAUAAAACAAGUACAAUCAUUUGUAUAAAAAUAUAAAUAAAAUAAAAUUGUUGCAACCCCAACCAAGCAUUCUCUAGUUUCAAAAGAAUAAAAAAUUAAACGUCAAAAAAUAAUUAAUAAUAAUGCCUAAUUACUAAGUUAAGUUUUAUUUGUUGUGUCUAUGAGCGGACACACUACAUACAGUGAUUAAAAUGAUGUUUUCGUAUCGUAAUAAUAAAACAGUUAUAGAUUAAAAUCAUUUGAGAAGUGGAGAAAAACGAAAUACAACUUGUUAGCGUGUUACACGUUCAUUUUUUUAAACAACAACAAACAAAAUCAAGUGUUGAAAAGUUCAAAAAUUUCAUAUAUUAGCAAUUGAGUAUAAAAAAAUAUUAAAAUUCACAUAACAUCACUACUACUUCUACAGCAUUAAGUAAAUAUUUUUGAAUACAACAAAGUCAGGCUGUUAUUUUUUAAAUUUUUGAUCUGAUUAUCUCAUAAUAAAUCAACAAACAGGUGCCACAAUUAGGCAACAAAAUCAUAAAACGUUCACAGUAAUUACCAGAAUGCAUAUACAACAAGAACAACAGUUGCUUAUGAAUGCAUGCAAAUUGAACAAAUGGAAAUAGAAUUCAAAGCAGACACACGUCUCAACAUCAGCUACAAUAAAUAAUGCAAACAAUGGCCAAUCAAAUAAUAUUAAAGGAUGUACUAAUGUCAAACAUGUCAACAAGAUGCUGCAGCGUCAACAAUAAAUUAACCUGGAAGGUCACCAUAGUCCUUGCGACACAAAAGCAACAACAACAACAACAACAACAAAAAAAGAAAACAGCAAUUAGUAUACAAGAAACCAAAAAUAUAAGAGAAAAGAGAAAACAAAAAUACAACAAAAAUAAAACUAUCUAGAUGAAAAAAAAAACAUAAAAUUAAUACAAUUUAUUAACGGGUCAAUAAACAUUUUAAUUGCUUACGAGUGUUUGCAGAAAGAAACUCAGUUAAAACCAAAGAACCAGCAAAUCAAGUGAAAUAUAUUGUAAAACAAUUUUACUUUCACUUUUGUUUGAGGCCAACUUUUUACACAAACAAAUAUAAAGAAAUUUGCAUAAACAUUCACACAGGAUUACAAGCCCAACCAAACCAGCAGCAAACCACCAAACAGACAUAUUCUGAUCAAACUCAAAUUAAAAAUGUCAGAAUUUCGUUUUUUCGCUUUUACAGAUUAUGAAUAUUACAACAAUCGUUCGCUGAGUUUUUUUCAGCUGCCCAUAGCACCAUUUCAACCCACCAAAAAAACCACCGCUGAUGAAAUAUCCCACGAACUAAAUGUUCCCUAUACGGUAUUUGAAAUACUCGUGGCCAUUUGUGCAAUCAUUGGCAACCUAAUGGUCAUUAUAGUUUUUCAGCGUGAACGCAAACUUAGACGACGCACCAACUAUUAUAUCGUUUCGUUGGCCAUUGCAGACUUUCUAGUGGGUUCAUUGGGAGUACCGUUUGCGAUAUUGGCUUCGAUUGGUUUGCCGACGAAUUUGCAUGCCUGCCUCUUUACGGUUUCCUUGCUGGUUGUUCUCUGUACCAUAUCGAUAUUUUGUCUAGUCGCCGUAUCGGUCGAUCGUUACUGGGCCAUCCUCUAUCCUAUGGCAUACUCAAGAAAUGUUCGCACCAAAACAGCUAUUGUCAUUAUCUCAAUGUGCUGGGUGGCUGGUACCGUCGUAGGAUUUCUACCGCUGUUUGGCUGGCAUGCAGCUGUCGACGACAAUCAGGCUUGUCUAUUUGUUGAAGUCAUGGACUACAAUUAUUUGGUUUUCUUAUAUUUUGCCACCAUAAUUACGCCCGCAUUACUAAUGUUGGCAUUUUAUGCUCACAUUUAUAAGGUGAUCAUAAAACAAGUACGACAAAUCGUCACCAUGAAUCCUGUUGGCGAUAGUAGUAGUCGUCGUUCAUCGAUAGCACAGAUAACACAUCCAGGUCGAUCAUGUCAUGGCGGUACAAUGUUAAGAGUAUUAGGUGCUGCUCGGAAACGUGAUGUCAAAGCCACGCAAAAUCUAUCGGUCAUUGUGCUAUUUUUUAUGAUCUGUUGGAUACCGCUCUACACCAUUAACUGUAUAAAAGCAUUUUGUCCAUCAUGUUCCAUACACCCCAAGUUGACACUGUUCUGCAUAAUACUCUCACAUCUCAAUUCAGCAGUUAAUCCAGUAUUAUACGCCUAUCACUUGAAGGACUUUAGAUUGGCUUUGAAAAACCUAAUACUUAAGAUAAUGGGUGUUGAAAUUGAACAAACUUUAGAAGCUCAGCAUCGCUACUCGUUGGCAUCGCAACAUCGACUGCAAUCGAUGGAUGUGGGUACGAGGAACCCCAUGCAAACUAGAAUCUAUAUAGAUUCUCCUAUUUGGCUGCGACAACAGCAACAACAAUCCCUUAAAAACGCGCAAAUGGUACCUAAAUGUGGUGUAGUAACUCCUUGCCUAAAUAAUAUACAUCAAACUGUAGCUGCCGUGGCUUCUGUUACUACCGACAUUGAGAGAGAAAUGUGGAAUAUCAUGGAAGCUUCCAGUGGAGCCGAAUUGGGAGAAGUUAAUUACAUAUUUCCAAAUGAUAAAGACUCGGCUGCACCAACUCCUCCACCUAGACAACAUCGUAAAUCGCAGAAUAAAAAAGAAAGCUGCGAAAGUCCAUUUUCCUAUGACAAUUGUACCUAUACUCCAAGUCCCGAUGACAAUGAUUUCGAAGAGGUCUUCCUACCUAGUCGUCACCAAGAGGGAGGCGUGGAUCACAAUGCACUUAAUCAGUCUUUAAUAGCCUGUGCUAUGCGAGAUAAAUUGCGGUCUGAUGUUGAUGAUCGACCUUCCAGCACACCAAAUUCGCAUAGCGAUUACGAAAUACCAAAGAAUGAGGACUCAAAAUCCCAUACACCAAAUCAUAAAGUUAAGACACAAACCGACACCCCACCUUUAACGCCAAAACAACUGCAACAACUCAAGUCUAGAGAAUGCCAAAAACCAACACACAUUUCCAACUCAAAUGGCUGUCUAAGUAAUACUUCCAUUUUUAUUAUAGACGCAGAAUCGAAUCCGCUGUCACCAGGUCGUAAGCCAAAAUUUAGAAAAUCAACACAAGCUACAAAGACGCUAAACUUAAAUUCAAAAUCUUUAACGCGUUCCUGUUCAUGUGGCAGCGACACGUCGGCCUCAACGUCACCCCAAAGAGAUAUAAAACCUUCAGUACAUUCCACACUAACAAAUGCAAGCAACAGCACCUCCUCCAGUGCCCAACUAACAGCUUCCAAUCAAAAUAUAUCUCUUACUUCCGAUCAACUACCAAAUUCUUACAACAAUAACAAUCUAAACUAUUACACGUUCCAUCAUCCAUCCUCCCAUUACCAUAGAGCACAGCAUCAUCACGAGAAGUUCAGUCCACUAAAAGCGAUGAGUAAUUUAAUAUUCCCUCCAAUUGUCAAACAUUCCAGUCUGUUCCAAUUAUCCCAUCCCACAAGUUCAGAGACAACUGCAACAUCGAACAAGUCCACAACUAAACCUCAAACGACUGAUAAUCAUAAAAACAACAUAACAAGUAGUGAGGAGGCUAAUGAUGUUAGCGUAUCCGGAGCUACCUUAGAUACCGAAAUAAUCGAUGUACCAUCGGUCCCAGUGUCUGUUGUACACAUAAAAGCCGAUAGUUGAGUCUUGUCAAUAUAAGUUUUAAUAUAAUACUCAAAGUUUAACACAAAGAAAUUGCUCGCUGUAACAAAUUUGAAAAUGUAAUCUAGAAACGCAAACAGUCGACAAGAUACAUAAAAGGAAGGGAAGGUUAGCGUUGGAAACCUAUAUCAACUGUAUCUAUAGAAUGUCUUCUUAUUUCUUCAAUGCACUUCGAGGCUUCCUGUUUAGUUGCCGCAGAUCAAAUAAAAGUCUGCUUUUACACAGGGCAAGUUUUCUUGCGCAAGUCUAGAGUUUAUAGGAGAGAGAGGCAAGAAGAAAGAAGAGGGGUACACACUUGCUUGUACUGGCAAGUCUCUUGAAUUCUCUUUUGUUUUCUCAUUUUCACUAUGGCGUCUAUUAGGUUUUGAUAUACAAAAUUGAACACAGACUUGCUGUGUGUAAACAGUCGAGCAAGUUUAAAAGGGAAUCGAAGAGACUUGCUUCAAGUAAACUUGCUGUGUGUAAAAGCAGACAAAGGUUUCAACAAAAUUUUUACUUUUUUAAGUUACACUAUUAUUUCAAUGAAGGGGACGAAGCAAAAGACGUAUUAAAUUCUAUGUGAAUUAUAGGUAAAUAAUUACACCAUAAGUAUGUAAAUUUAGAGUAGAUAUUUUUUUUAAUUUAAAA
Messenger RNA from Calliphora vicina (urban bluebottle blowfly), 4525 nucleotides. RefSeq names its product Adenosine receptor (gene AdoR). NCBI's taxonomy places the organism in Eukaryota, Metazoa, Arthropoda, Insecta, Diptera, Calliphoridae. Gene Ontology annotation, molecular function: G protein-coupled receptor activity. Gene Ontology annotation, biological process: adenylate cyclase-activating G protein-coupled receptor signaling pathway; G protein-coupled adenosine receptor signaling pathway. The transcript has 4 exons. The record is from RefSeq and is a predicted model, not a curated record. Gene Ontology annotation, cellular component: plasma membrane. The coding region runs from base 1391 to 3880 and encodes 829 amino acids.